This is a messenger RNA of Archocentrus centrarchus (flier cichlid), 1932 nucleotides long. RefSeq names its product deltex E3 ubiquitin ligase 3 (gene dtx3). Lineage: Eukaryota; Metazoa; Chordata; Actinopteri; Cichliformes; Cichlidae. The coding region runs from base 512 to 1621 and encodes 369 amino acids. The transcript has 5 exons. Gene Ontology annotation, biological process: Notch signaling pathway; protein ubiquitination. The record is from RefSeq and is a predicted model, not a curated record.
GACGAUCUUCCUGGUCACAUUUUCUCGUAGGUCCCAGUUUCCUUAAUAAUGUUUGCUCCCGUACACUCAACAGAAAGGGAACGGUUAUUAGAAAGCUCAGACACAGUCAGUCAGAAUGAAGCAGAAAAACAAAUUAGCUGACUGUAACAGGCAGUCACACAGUUAGCGUGGUCGGAGCCAGAUAAGAAGAAGAGCAACUACAAACGCUAUUUACUCUGUUACGCCAAGGACGUAUGAGGAAGGCAAACACAGGCGUGACUGACAGAGAAGGCGCAGAGUCUGGAUGGCAUUUGCGAAAGCUGGCCGUUUGAAAUCCUCCAGAGAUAUGAAUCAUGUCUUGACUACAAACGAUUAAGCUGUCCGCCGAUAAACUGCAGCAGCACGUCGGAAAUAAUAAUAAUAAAGGCCUCCUCCGAUGGAGCUCAGUGCUCUUUAAUCCAGCUAGAAACCUCCCUGACAGGCAGCGACGAGCUACGGCUAAGGGACGCUUUAUUCGCAAUUGAAGGAAUUUAUGGGAUCACAAGUUUCCUCUGAUGAGAUGAGUGUGAGUGCUGGCCAGGGCAGUGAUGAGGUGCUGGUUUCACAGGCAGUGUGGGAUUACCUGACUGCCGCUGGGCGGCCCUGGCUCAUUGACUUCCAGCACAAGCAGGGGAUGAGUGUUGGUAUCAUUAGGCGAGGAGAGAGGGGGGGCUGCUGUGCCAUUCGGCUGCAGCCAGUAGAAGGCUCAAGGAGCGUCGGAGCUGGGGUGAUGGAUGGACCCAUCUCCAGCGAGACACGGAAAGCCUUCAUUGACUUAUGCCGUUGUGCCCGCAAAGAAAUGAGCAAACAGGAGGGGGGAUCCAAAAGGAAGAGGGCGCUGCUGCCCUGUGUGGGAGUCCUGGAGCCGAAUGGAGAGGGGAGCCUGCUUCAGCCUCCACCUCCCCAGCCUCGGCGCUCCCAGAGACAGCAGCAGAGGUUCAAGAAGCCUGUUGAUGAGGGGGCAUGUGUCAUGCUCCACGAGGCUGCCCAGAGGAAAGACAUGGACUCCAGCAUGGCUUCCCACAGUGAAACAGAGGACAGUAAUACCUGCUCAAUCUGCAUGGGGGACAUAGUGGAGAAGACUACCCUGGAAAAAUGUGGCCAUUCUUUCUGUCACUCUUGCCUGGAUCAAGCCUUUAAAGUGAAGAAAGCGUGCCCCGUAUGUCGGCUAGUGUAUGGCCAGCUGAUUGGGAAUCAGCCUGCCAAUGGCUCAAUGAUCGUAGAGAGAGAUCCUGAUCUGGAGCUUCCUGGCCAUGAAGGCUAUGGGUGUAUCUGCAUCAUCUACAGCUUCCCUCCUGGCUUACAGUCGCCAGAACAUCCCAACCCGGGUGUGCGCUACCCAGGAACAGACCGUGUGGCCUACCUCCCUGACAGCCCCGAGGGGAACCGUGUGCUGGGCCUGCUGCGCCGGGCCUUCGAACAGCGCCUUAUCUUCACCAUCGGUACCUCCAUGACUACGGGCAUGCAAAACGUCAUCACCUGGAAUGACAUUCACCACAAGACCUCAAUAUGGGGCGGGCCACGCUGUUUUGGCUAUCCUGAUCCCACUUACUUGGUGCGAGUGACAGAGGAGCUCAGAGAGAAAGGCAUCACAGCAGACUGAUGGUAUGAAAAUGAAAGAUUCUUCCAGGAUUUUGUAGGACUUUUCUGAGUGUCGUGUCCGCAAGGUGGACAUGACUCAGCUCCGGGUUUUGCUCUGAGACUGCCCGUCCCUUAAAAGGUGGCUGAAGACGAAGACCUCAGCAAACAGGAGCCUAAUGCUGCAGCGGAGCCCAUAUCACUCCACUAGUUAUUCCUCAGUUUGUUCAUUUUUCUCCAGCUUAUCCCAGUGCUACAUGUGGAAGAAAAUACUUUGGAGUGCAGUGCAUUCUUGUAUUAAAGCUGUCACUGUUGGCAACAGGGACUGAUAUCUGA